Messenger RNA from Trichomonas vaginalis G3, 1398 nucleotides. Its product is annotated as lung seven transmembrane receptor family. The record is from RefSeq and is a predicted model, not a curated record. Gene Ontology annotation, cellular component: Golgi apparatus; membrane. NCBI's taxonomy places the organism in Eukaryota, Parabasalia, Trichomonadida, Trichomonadidae. The coding region runs from base 1 to 1398 and encodes 465 amino acids. Gene Ontology annotation, biological process: transport. The transcript has a single exon.
AUGCUAUCGUUAUUCCUUCUGACUUUUAAGGGUUCCUAUAAAUUAUCAACGAAGAAUCAUUUAGCUAUUCCAUUAAUAACUGCAGGUCUUAAUGCUGGUGCAACAUUCAACGUUACAGUUACUUCUUCUUCGAUUGAUCGAUUAAUGGUUGGACUUCUUACUGAAGCUGCAUAUAAUGCCAUAACCGAAGAUUCGUAUAGAUCAACAUGCAUUAAUGGAGACCAUCCAAAUUUCUCAGAUUACCAAGAAAUUUAUGAAUUUUCAAAUACUUCAAAAACAGCAACAUUUACAGGUACAGUUGUUCAUAAAGCCAUUUACUAUCAGUUCUUCUAUGGUUGUAACGCUGAUUCAUUUGUCGUAGAAGUUUCUUGCCACUUCAAAAAUCCAAAUUCUUGGAUUGACUCCAGAUACGAUCCUUUGUUUACAGUUUUACCAAUUAUGGCCGCAAUCAUGGGUCUUGUUCUCAUUAUUUGGCUUAUUAAUUGGUUCAUUAAUUUCAAAGUUCAGAUUUAUAUACAUUAUUGUUUUACAGCUACAUUAUCGGCCAUGGUAAUAAGUGCUAUUGCCUAUACCGGGUAUAUCUCUGCCUACAAACGUUCAGAAAGCCCACUUGGAGCAAGUAUAUUCUAUUUCAUCACUUUAAUCAUCAAAUACGUCAUUGUCUUCUCUACAAUAUUACUUGCAGCCAAAGGCUGGUGCAUUCUCGUUGAUACAAUCAAACUUUGUGAAUUUUUCCUCGCAUUUAUCUACUCCGCUUGCGCCGUCGCAUGUUUUAUCCUUAUUAUAUACACAAACUUCACUUUUAUUGUUCAGGCCAUCGUUCUAUUGAUCGGCUUAGUUUUUACCGCAUUAUACAUGCAUAAUCUUAUUGUUUCCAUCAAUAAACUGAACCACAUGAUGAUUGCAUACAUGCUUGUUAUACAACAGCAUGGAAUAGACCCAACAACGACUCCAAUUCAGCAUAAGAAGAGAAUGUACCAAUUUUACAGCGGUUUCUUGAUUUCAUGUGUUGCAAUGGUUAUUAUAUACCUUAUUGUUCGAAUGUUUGUUGACAUGGGCUUAUGGAUUCCAGAUUUACUUUCAUAUUUGUUUGAAUCAUAUUUCAUGAUUGGAAUUCUUUCUAUUUUCUUCAUCCGUAACCAAUAUGCAAAUGGUUAUACAUCAAUUAAUGACACCAAUGGUCCAACCGAAGAGUUUUCACUUGCAGAUAUCGAAAAUGCCGGUGCAAACUUCACUCCGGGCCAAGGAACUCAGUGGAGUCCAGGAAUGACACUUCCUUCGCAGCCAGAAGUAACUGAAGGACCGAAACAGAUCAGCCUCGAAUCUCCAGACGGAGUUGAAGAGAUAGAGAUUGCUCCAGGAUCAUACGCUGACCAACAACAGCAACAACAACCAUAA